Molecule: messenger RNA, 542 nt
Organism: Tripterygium wilfordii
Lineage: Eukaryota; Viridiplantae; Streptophyta; Magnoliopsida; Celastrales; Celastraceae
Product: cysteine proteinase inhibitor A-like
Exons: 3
Coding region: 64-354 (96 amino acids)
Molecular function (GO): cysteine-type endopeptidase inhibitor activity
Source: RefSeq, a predicted model, not a curated record
AGAGUUCAUCUUGGUCUUUGCUUGCGAAUUCAGAGAGAAAUCUAAGCAGAGAAGAAGAAAAAAAUGACAACAGUCGGCGGAGUUGAGGAGAUCCAGGGGAAUGAGAACAGUCUCGCGAUCGACAGCCUCGCUCGUUUCGCUGUCGACGAGCACAACAAGAAGCAUAAUGCACUUCUGGACUUUAAGAAGGUGGUGAAAGCAAAGCAACAAGUGGUCGCUGGUACUAUGUACUACAUCACCUUGGAGGCAUCGGAUGGUGGUCACACCAAAGUCUAUGAAGCCAAGGUGUGGGAGAAGCCAUGGUUGAACUUUAAGGAGGUGCAAGAAUUUAAGCUUCUCGACUCUAGCACUUGAGCUAGAUGACCGCUGAUGAUGAAGACUAUGUGAAUAACUUAUGGUGUCUCAGACUUGAGGCAUAAAUAAAAUCACACUGUGAUGUGGAGUUCUAAAGAUUCUAAUAUUAUCGCGUUUGGUAUGGACGUGUAUUUCAUACGACUUUGAAUUUCUUUAAUAUAUAGUAUUGCAUAACAUGUCUUCUAUUA